GAUUUUGCUCAACGCUUUCGUGCUUCUCGUUUCCUGCCUGCUUUCAGUCUGAUAUUGCUAUCCACGCGGACAGUAGUGCUGUUGUUUGGUGAGAGAGCGCGCGCGUGAGCCCCCGUUUUGAAUACCGCCGCCGCUGCUGCAGCUACGUGUAGUGUUGUAGUCCGUCGCCGAUGCGGUGAACUGUUAUCGGUAGCGCGCUUUGAGCCGAAUUUGUCUACGCUUUUUUGAGAGGUUGGUCAAGAUGCGCCUCGGGAAGGACUGUUAUUGGUUUCGUGUCGAUGAAUGGCGCAGUGACAACUUCCGGUUAACGGUGAAUGUUGCGUGAAUCAAGUUCGGUGAGAAUUCGGGGUGAACGGACCUCGGAUAUUCGUUAAAGAACUGAGUGAAGGUUGCGUGAAAGUUCUGUGGAAGAAAUUCUGGAUGCUAGUGAGUCGAGUGUGAUGCACCUCAGAGAAAAGAAACCCGUACGUAGAACGAGUGACAGAUCGAGUAACAUGUCCAAGUGGCAAUUAACGCCCAAUACAGUAGGUUGAAUGAGGUGCGAUCGACCUCCGCUUAAUUAAACUCGAUCAACAAGUGGAUCGUUGCCGUGAAGGUAACCGGAGGCAAAGAGAAGAACCCAUCAGAAGUGUCACCUCCAUUUGUCUGCGAUCAACUUUUAUAAUUAAUUAAUUAGCUCCUGCGCUGCGGUGACUCCGGAUCAAGUGAUCGAGUGAAUGUGUCGUUCAAUAGCUGGGAUGCUUCAAGAAAUCGACUACCGUGUGCUCUCGCGUGCAAAUGUUUGAAUGCCAAUUAAACUCACAUUAGCCCGCCGGGUGUGACAAGUGACAAGUGGUUGACGCGAGUUGGGUUGUAACCUUGGAACACAAUAUUGUAAGCGUAAAUCCGGAAGACCUGAAAACUUGAGAGAAGACCGUUCAACAGUGAGUUGUAGCCCCCUUCUAAACCGUGCGAAGAAGAAGCAGAAGAAAACAGAAACAAAGUUCGCUGCCCGCGUGUCCAUAUGAUGUUGAUUGGAUCGGCGAUCGGGAGUGAGUUCGCACAGCUGCCGACCAGUGGAGCCGCCCCGUGGAGUAUGGAACCACCGCCGAGGGUACCCGGGUCCGGUUUGCCCGGUCAGCAGCCGCCCGGUCCGCCGCCGCCACCGCCGGGUGCCGGAUUGCAGCUAUCGCCCACCGUUGGCCUCUCGCCGAACCUCCCCUCGCCCGGAGCCGUCCCGCCCUCGUCAACCAACCUGUUCGGAGCGGCAGCGGCAGCAGCCGCAGCCGCGGGUCACCCCGCGGCCAACGCGCAAACCCUCGCCGGACUAAUGUCGCAGCACCGGCUCCUCGAACUGUCCCGGUUCGGCUUGCGGGGGUACGACCUGGCGCAGCAUAUGCUCACGCAGCAGGGUGCCGUGUCCAAACUGCUCGGUACCCUGCGACCACCCGGUCUGAUCGGUGGGUCCAAGCCGAAAGUGGCGACACCGGCCGUCGUCUCCAAAAUCGAACAGUACAAACGGGAGAACCCGACCAUCUUCGCCUGGGAAAUCCGGGAACGUCUCAUCUCGGAAGGCGUCUGUACCAACGCAACCGCCCCCUCGGUCUCCUCCAUCAACCGGAUCCUCCGGAACCGGGCGGCGGAACGAGCGGCGGCCGAGUUCGCCCGUGCCGCCGGCUACGGUCUCUAUCCUCCACCUCCGUACGGAGGUUUCCCAUGGCCAACCCCGGCGCACCUUUGGCCUCCGGGCCAAUCCCUUCCGGGGAUGACCCCACCCGGAAGCAGUUCGAACUCCACCCCCGCCACCAUCGGAUCCCCCGGAAGCGGGUCGCACGACACCCUCGGCAGUCCCGAUGGCAAUCGACUGAUCGGUGAGUAUGACAUCGAGGGCGAGGACUCCAACAGCCUGGACGGCGAUCAACCAAAGUUUAGACGCAAUAGGACUACCUUUUCGCCGGAGCAACUCGAAGAGCUGGAAAAGGAAUUCGACAAGUCGCACUACCCCUGCGUGAGCACCCGAGAACGCCUGGCGUCCCGAACUUCGCUCAGCGAAGCCCGCGUACAGGUUUGGUUUUCCAACAGACGGGCGAAAUGGCGACGUCAUCAAAGAAUGAAUCUUUUAAAAAGGUCCAGUUCGCCGAGUUCCCGAGCGGCAGCGGCAGCGGCAAGUUCCGCUUUCACCCCUGGUUCCCCGCCGCCGCGUCCGGGAUCGGGAUCGGCGUCGGCCACCGGAGUCCACCCGUCGGCCCUGGGAGCGGCAGCCCAUCACCAAAACCAGUCAACCUCACCGGUGGCGUCGCACCUAGCGGCGGCGGCGGCGUCCCAUCAGGCCCAUGCCCAAGCAGCGGCAGCAGCAGUAGCGGCAGCACAGGCGGCAUCAUUAGUCACAGCAUCAACUCCAUUAUUAAUGGGCGGUGAGCAUAGUGCAUUCCGCUCGUUGGUCCCGACCUCGGCGGCGGCCCUCUUCGCCGGUCUGUCCCGUUCGUACGCCGCCACCGCAGCCAGCUGUUCGUCCAACCCGUCGGUCAGCCCGGUGCCGAGCGAUUCCGACGAGGAGAUCAACGUCCACGAUGACGAGUCGGACAUCGAAGUCUCGAGCCGGAAUGGCGCCGCCGGCGAAGGAUCCACCACCCCGCUGCAGCUGACCAAACACGAACGGCACUAGACUGGACCAUCGGAGCGGAAAUUCGAGGGCGACACAACUCCUCCUACUGGCUCGGAGGGCGAGAGAGUGAGGUACGGUACUACUCAAACUAUUUAAUGGUCUAUCUCUUUAAGUAGAAUCCCAAAUUGUUAGCAAACAAAAUCAAAUUUUGUAAAUAACCCCGCGCUCCGAACCCGUCCUAGCAUAGCAUAAACCUAAUGGUGCAAUUUCCGACAGCUUUUGCUCAAUGGCCCCCAUUUUUCAACGUUGCACGACGGCGACGACGCAAUCACCCUUUAGUUGAUUUGGGAAAGAAACGUUUCAAUAUGGCUGACAGUUGAUGGCAAACCCACAUACCUAUGUACGUGUAGGGAAACCUUAGAAAUUGAAAAUCGCCAUUCGACGACGACGCGACGACUGGCUCAGACGCAAGCACGAUUACCCCUCUUUUACUAUACGCUCGAUGAUGGACGCAUGUCGCAUAUACCUACGAGAAUGGUAUGAAUGUACGACACAGCAUAGUGCAAGGGUAGCCAUGAAUCAACAACGGUUUGCGCUCUCUAAUAUGGCACUGAGCUGGUCGACUGCCGUUACCCUUAGUUCAUAGUUACGAUGGCAGUGACGGUCAGUUGCAAUUGAAGUGGGCUGUCAUUGGUUUGCAUGAGGGUGUAGAAUGGCGGUAGAGAAGCAGAGUGAAAAUGGAAGUUCCAAAAUGAAUGGCAGGGAAGGGUUCUUGGAAAGCAGGGACACUUGCUAGAUUCCAAGAAAAGUUUUAAGAAUGCCCCCCUGUUAAGAACUUUGAGAAUACAAUAACGCUCCGAGUUCUUCACCCCCUUUCUUAAAAAAUGUAUACAAACAUUGAACGCGUUUCAUUAUGUUUAACCCUUUAAAAUGCCUUCAUGACAAAAAUACCGUUAGUAAAAAAUAAUUCCUGAUGCAUGCAUGAGUUUCAAAUCUUCAUGAAAAACAAGGCAUAAAUACGAAAACCAAUUCAGUUCCAGAGCAGGUUUUGCACCUGGGUGGUUGAGAUGAGGCAAAGGGUGUUUCCAGGAAUUUUAGCGAAACUUGAAAGGAAGGUGAUUUCUGGGAGUUCUGGAUGCAUUUCAGAAGCAAUCCAGGAGUUUUAUUUUAUUUUAAAGGGGGUUUAAAGCUAUUUCAGGGAUGUUUAAGGGGGUGUUUUAGAAAGAUUCAGAGAGAAUCAGUGUCGUAUAUGAAAACCCCCUAAAAACACCACGAAACUCCCAUACAACUCCAAAAUAUCAUGUGACCCACUGAAUGUCCCUCAAACGAUCGUAAAACUCUCUGACAUCCUCUCCGAAUACCAUGAAAACCUUUGUAAUAUCUUAAAGCCCCUUGAGACGUCUCUUAAAGCCACCGUAAUAACUCUCUGUGUUUCAUUGUGACCCUAUGAACCCCCCGAAACAUAUCUGAAAUUCUUUUUGAUACCCCUAAAACCAACCAAGAAUCCCUAAAACACCUCUAAGAACCCAUGAUAUCCCCCGAAACGCCCCUGCAGUACCUUUAGAUUUCUUGAAAUGCUACUGAAGUCGCUGAAAUUCCCUGAAACGCUCCUGAAAUACCUUUGAAAUAUCCUGAGACCUCCUGAAACAAAUCUGAAUCGUUUGGCAAACGCACGCGUUGAAUUGUCCUCAAAAGGCACUGAAAUACUUUAGAAACUCCUGGAACUCCUCUGAAACGUCCCUGGAUACCCCUUGUAAAGUCCUGGGCCUGUAAAACACCUUUUAAAUGUACCAGAAAAAAUGUACCUAUAAAACCCCCUGAGAACCCUUG
This is a messenger RNA of Aedes albopictus (Asian tiger mosquito), 4414 nucleotides long. Its product is annotated as paired box protein Pax-6-like. The record is from RefSeq and is a predicted model, not a curated record. Gene Ontology annotation, molecular function: DNA-binding transcription factor activity, RNA polymerase II-specific; RNA polymerase II cis-regulatory region sequence-specific DNA binding. Lineage: Eukaryota; Metazoa; Arthropoda; Insecta; Diptera; Culicidae. The transcript has 6 exons. Gene Ontology annotation, biological process: regulation of transcription by RNA polymerase II; anatomical structure development. The coding region runs from base 1004 to 2644 and encodes 546 amino acids.